GAACAGCUGAUUGUGAGCUGAAGCAAACCUAUCGAGGUUUUGUGUGAAAACGUGAAGACAUAAGACUGCUGUUACAGAUCAAUUUGAAAAAUCGUUUCUAAAUUUAAUCUGUAUAAUGGGUUUGAACGACCUUAUGUAUUGGUAUCAGAAAAAGAUAGGCACGUAUGAUAAACAGCAAUGGGAAAAAACCUUGGAGCAACGUUUCAUUGAUCAUUUCAUAUGGAUUCCUAUUACCAGAGCUAAUUUAAAAACAAAUCUCAUAGAUGUUGACCUAGUCAGAGGUUCGUCAUUCCCAAAAGCAAAGCCUGAACAUGGAUUAUGUACUGUUGCUUACUUGGCUGUACGAAGACUGUUGUUACUUCCUAUGCAUAGAACCUGGUGGGUCCAACAGACGAGUCCCAGAAUAUUUGCGCUUUUCUUGCUGCUUUACUGCUUGCAAAUAUUCAACGUCGUAGUCUACUGUUGUUAUUCGAUGAAGAACAAUAGUGAGCCUGAGAUCGUAUCUGCCUUUGAGGUUCUUAUACCAGCUGGCAUGAUGCUGGUAUUAUGUAUGGUGCACUCACAAAUUGUUUCCACAAGCUCGGGUCGAGUAUCGGGACGAAACAGAGAAGAUACUACAAAACCUCGUCGAUCAAAGCGUAAAAGAUGCCAUGUUAGCAAGAAAAGGACACACCUCAAUCCAUUUGCACAUGAGGCUCAAUAUUACCAAUACACGGCAUCUGAGAAGGGAGGUUCAGUUGGCGCAGACAUGCCCUUGUCAGUUAGAUUUGCUAAGAACGUUGUUAUCCAAGAGCCCAGCACCAUAAUGCCUAUUCAGCAAUCACGUAAUACAACCUGGAAAGCACGUCCUGAAAACACAAAUGAAGAAAAAAAUUUAGCCUGCAAUAAAAGUUUCCCUCAAACACCAAUUGUUUCAUUUAAUGCAUCACCAGUGGACAAAAAAGAACUCACGACAGACGUAGUGUCAAACAAUGCCCACAUUCAAAAUGAGACAGAGGCUGUUGGACACCAAGAAUAUAUCCACCAAGAAGACGACGGUUUUGAAAGCUUGAAUGGCAAUGUAUCCAGUGAGAUUGGAGAAGUUGUUACUGAGCAAUUGGCAGUACGAUUCAAAAGCGAUGAGAAAAAAGAAACGGAAGUCGAAGCUCCCAGCUUCCCAGGAAAGUGCAGAAACUGGUACCAGGGUAUGAUUAACGAUAGAAGACAGCUUGGAGAUGUAUCACACCAAUGUAGAUCAUCAGUGCACCUAGCUCGGACAAAAAAAGAACACUAUCUGGAUAACGAGAGGGAGCACGGCAAAAACCCAGCAAGUGAAGUCUCAGGUACAUUUGUUGUGCGUGAACAACAAUGUGAAAGUGAAGAGGAAGGAGAAUGUGAGGAUGCAGCCACAAAUCAUCUCACUGAAGCUACAACAUCAGCAACUGAAUGGAUGGGAGUUACCACAAACAGUGAUGAAGAUUGCAGCUACAGUUCUGAGCUUCAAGAAUCUGAGUCCGAUGUUGGGGUAGAUGUGAACCCUGGAGAAUCUCUGGAGAAUCCUUUCUCUUGGGAAUUCGAAAUUCCGAAAUUCAAGCGUGUCCCUUCCUGGUCGGCGCCAGACAGCGUCUCGUGCACCAUUUGGAAAAAUGGAAAUUUGGGCAAAGUGGAAUUAUCGGUCCUUGAGAUAGCUUCGUUGAUUACAUACAGGGUAGAAGCCAUGCGUGAGAGUAUGGACUAUUUUUACUGUGGUCUAGUUUUCUCUUUCAUACUGUCAUUUAUACCAUCAAUGUGGAGAUUGAGUGAUCAAAUAACAAAAGACCAAGCAAGUAACAUAACUAGCUCGCUUGUUUUGGGGGAUUUAUCUCAAGUCAUUUUGGAGACAUACCCAGAUACUCUGUGUCGAAUUAUUGACAUAGCAUUUGGAACUACACUUUGGGAGCGAACGGUGAUACUUAUAUCGUUUUUUGAACGGUUGACUCUGUCCUGUCUUUUAUUCUUUCUGGUUGCUGUUGCCGAACGAACUUACAAACAACGUCUUAUGUGUGCAAAGUUAUUUUCACAUUUAACAUCGUCAAGACAAGCUAGACAAUCUGAACUCCCUCAUUUCCGCUUAAAUAAAGUGAGGAAUAUUAAAACAUGGCUGAGUGUUAGAUCAUAUCUGAAGAGAAGAGGACCCCAACGUUCUGUUAACAUGAUAGUAUCUGCCGUUUUACUUCUCACCUUGUUAUUGCUGUCAUUCAUCAGUAUGGAAUAUAUAAAGGAUUCGGAAAGCUUACAUUCACAAUACACUGUUGAGGCUCUUUGCUGGAGUUGUGCUCUUGGAAUUUUCAUCCUUCGUUUUAUGAUGCUUGGAACUAAAAUCGACAGAAAAUACAGAAACGUUUCAAUUUUACUAACAGAACAGAUUAAUCUUUACUUGCAAAUCGAGCAGAAACCACAGAACAAAGAUGAACUUAUGGUAGCAAACAGUGUCCUAAAGCUAGCUGCAGAUUUAUUGAAGGAAUUGGAGAGCUCUUUCAAAGUUUCUGGUCUGCACGCAAACCCGUACAUGUAUACUAUUACCAAAGUAGUAAUUUUGUCAGCUCUAUCGGGAGUGCUCUCUGAGCUUCUUGGAUUCAAACUUAAGUUACACAAGAUUAAAAUAAAAUGAUAAAAAAUGUUAAAAUAAUGUUAAUGCAAACUCCCGCAGCCACCUAGAAAAACCAAUAUUCCAAUUAUACUAUGCAAACAGUAGGUACCAUAAUUAGGUUGUAUUUUAAACGAUCGAUUAUCAUCUAGGCUCACUACUCAUCACCAGAGUUUAAUACAUUCGAAGAUGUCCGAAAAAUUGAUAACGUUUGGUCAACAUUCAAGUUAUGAGUUUUUGUUUUUAUUUCGGUAAUUUCUCUAACAAAUAUUUUUUCUAAAUUUUUUCUAAAAUUAAAAUAAAAAUGGAUGAAUUAUCAUCGUUUACAUUAUACAAGAACAGUUCAGGAUUAAUUAUCAUUCGCGCACAGUUUGAUCUCAUAUGAUAUCAAUAACAUAGGUUUACAUUAUAUUUCACAUACAAGUAAAGGAUAGCCAUGAUAUAAUAAAUUUUCCUUCUAGUAUAAUUCGUUUUGUGUUUCUUGCUAAGCAUGUGAAUUUCGGAAAUCUGGGGAUAAAGUAAAGUUUAUGAAAUUAUGUCUUGUUAAUUUUGUGAAUCUGUGAGUACGUAGAAAGAGAGACGAGAUAUAUCUGUAUAUUUUUUUAUAUAAUUAUACCAUUAUUAUUUCUAGCAAAUACUUAUGUGAUCGUGCAAUAGCCAGAUGCACGUAUAUAUAUCAAAAAAAAGUAAACCAAAUACGAAAUUGAUUCAUUUACUAUACAUAUACUCCAUUAAGUUUUAAUGUGUAGAAAUUUAGGUAUAAAUGGUUACUCUAUCUAUGUAAGAAUAAUGUAAACAUGAUUUUAUUGGUGGCCUAAGAGGAUGAGAUUAUUAACAAGAUAAUAAAAAAUCAAUAACCAGAUGAUGAAAAAUCAACAAAAUUCCAAUAAUUUAUAAAUGAAUGGCUGUAGUUGGAAAAUAAACUGAUAAUAUAACGUGGAUGAAAAUUUAAUAGUCGAUUUAUGCAUGAAUGAAACUGAUUGAGAAAUAUGAAGUAGGGAAUACAUCGAGAAAUCAGCACAAUUUCAAAAAAUAAAUACAAACUAACAGAUAGCUAACACGAAUAAUAAAUCUGUAGUCAGAUGAUCAAUGUUUGAUUUAGAUCUGAUUACUUCGUUACUAUUACCAUAGAUAUAUUGAACUCUAUGCUAUUAGUACUAUUUGAUAGAAUUCAAUUAGAAAUAAAUAGAUGUGUACAGUCAUAAAUACAAGUAGGGGAAGGCGGGCUAAAAGAGAGUACUUAAAGAAAGUCCGAGCUCUGUAAAACUUAAAUACGAUGAAACUUCUUUCUCUUAUUUGUAUUCGAAGUAAAUGAGAAAGAUUUUCAGUUGCCAUGAGAUAAAAAUAACAAGUUUCUAAAAUCCAGAAUGAUGUUUGAAAUUCUUUUCGAUCAUUUUUAAAAAAAUGUUUUCAAAAUUUUCGGGGUACCCCAUUUUGCCCUGCUAUCCCGAUUUUCCCCGCCUUCCCCUAUAUAUAUUUUACAAAGAUUCUUAAGUGAUAUUUUAUAUUUAAUGAUGCUCGUCAAAUUGUGACAAUCAGCUAAUAUUUAAAUGUGGUUGAGAGGUCGGUCUUUGCACCGCUGACGAGACGACGAACACUGAUGAUAAGCAUUGGCAAAUCAUUAAAAGAACAUCAAUAUUUAUCGUCAGUUACACGAAUAUCCAGUUUUGCCUACUUCUAAGUUUUGAUCAACUAUUAUAAGUUUCGAAUCAAAUUCGGAGUAUAUUCUUGUAUGGGUUACCCAUUACACAUAUUACAUAUAUUCUAUGCAUAUAUGUAUUUCUGUACCUCUGUUACGUGUACAUAGGUAGAAUCAUAUUAUUAGAUAGAAAACUAUUACGUAUAUACGUCACAGCUAUUAGACAAAUCAUUAAUCUUUAAUAACCCUAAUCAGUAUGUAUAUGUAUAUGUAUGUAUAUAUUGUAUAGGCAUAUUGUACAUGUAAUAAUUACUAUAAUAUACCUAUUGAAAGUUGA
Athalia rosae (coleseed sawfly) is the source of this 4581-nucleotide messenger RNA. RefSeq names its product protein phtf (gene phtf). The transcript is spliced from 16 exons. The record is from RefSeq and is a predicted model, not a curated record. NCBI's taxonomy places the organism in Eukaryota, Metazoa, Arthropoda, Insecta, Hymenoptera, Athaliidae. The coding region runs from base 116 to 2629 and encodes 837 amino acids. Gene Ontology annotation, cellular component: endoplasmic reticulum.